Messenger RNA from Paraglomus brasilianum, 136 nucleotides. NCBI's taxonomy places the organism in Eukaryota, Fungi, Glomeromycota, Glomeromycetes, Paraglomerales, Paraglomeraceae. The record is from the annotation of a GenBank genome assembly.
GGUUACUAGGGACACUAAGGGGACAAAGAUAAAAGAAAGAAAUCAAGCAGCUCCAGAAAGUCAAAAAGCUGGACCUAGUAGUGGUCCUAGUAAAAUUUCAACUAGGGUCGAGCUAAGGCUAACUAGGGACAAGUAA